Messenger RNA from Amorphotheca resinae ATCC 22711, 1377 nucleotides. RefSeq lists its product as hypothetical. NCBI's taxonomy places the organism in Eukaryota, Fungi, Ascomycota, Leotiomycetes, Helotiales, Amorphothecaceae. Gene Ontology annotation, biological process: cytoskeleton-dependent cytokinesis. The transcript is spliced from 3 exons. Bases 1 to 1377 code for a protein of 458 amino acids. Gene Ontology annotation, molecular function: GTPase activity; GTP binding; molecular adaptor activity. Gene Ontology annotation, cellular component: cell division site; septin complex; cytosol. The record is from RefSeq and is a predicted model, not a curated record.
AUGUCAUCUUUCUGUACAGCUACAAAUGGCGUUGCCCCAGCGGCACCAACCCGCGCCCCAGCGCCUGUCCCGAAUGGCAAGGCUGCGUCCCCUGUUGAUGAGAUACCACAAAGCGUGAGCUCGACUGAUCCAAAAAUUGCUGCGCAACAAGCCACCGAUAUGAGGAACAUCGUCAGAAGAAAGUUGACUGGCUACGUUGGAUUUGCAAAUCUACCUAAUCAAUGGCAUCGCAAGAGUGUCCGAAAAGGAUUCAACUUCAAUGUCAUGGUUGUUGGUGAAUCUGGACUCGGAAAGUCUACAUUGGUCAAUACCCUCUUCAACACGUCGCUCUACCCGCCAAGGGAGCGCAAAGGACCAAGUCUCGACAUCAUCCCAAAAACUGUAUCGAUACAAUCCAUAAGCGCUGAUAUUGAGGAGAAUGGCGUUCGUUUACGCCUGACUGUUGUUGAUACCCCUGGUUUUGGUGAUUUCGUCAACAACGACGAGUCUUGGCGACCAAUUGUGGAUAACAUUGAGCAACGCUUCGAUGCCUACUUGGAUGCCGAGAACAAGGUUAACCGCAUGAACAUUGUUGACAACAGAGUUCACGCCUGUGUGUACUUCAUCCAGCCAACUGGCCACGCUUUGAAGCCGUUGGACAUUGAGGUUAUGCGCAGACUUCAUACGAAGGUCAACUUGAUUCCAGUGAUUGCCAAGGCUGAUACGAUGACCGACGAGGAGAUUCUGGCUUUCAAAUCCAGAAUCCUCGCCGAUAUCAAGCACCACGACAUUCAAAUCUUCGAGGGACCGCGCUACGAGCUUGACGAUGAUGAGACGAUUGCGGAGAAUAACGAGAUUAUGUCGAAGGUCCCCUUUGCUGUGGUCGGCGCCAACUCUGAGAUCACCAAUGCCGAUGGGCGAAAGGUCCGAGGACGCAAAUACCCCUGGGGUAUCAUUGAGGUGGAUAACGAGGAACACUGCGAUUUCGUCAAGUUACGCCAGAUGCUUAUCCGAACACACAUGGAGGAACUCAAGGAGCACACCAACAACGCGCUGUACGAGAACUACAGAUCCGAGAAACUCACUGCUAUGGGUGUUGCACAAGAUCCAAGUGUCUUCAAGGAGGUCAACCCCGCCGUCAAGCAAGAAGAGGAGCGCACAUUGCACGAGCAGAAGCUUGCCAAGAUGGAAGCCGAGAUGAAGAUGGUCUUCCAGCAGAAGGUUGCCGAGAAGGAAAGCAAGUUGAAGCAGAGCGAAGAAGAGCUGUAUGCCCGCCAUCGCGAGAUGAAGGAACAACUCGAACGCCAACGAAUGGAGCUGGAGGAGAAGAAAUCGAGGAUUGAGAGCGGACGACCGUUGGAGGAGAAGGGAAAGAGGAAGGGCUUCUCGCUUCGUUAA